Molecule: messenger RNA, 1685 nt
Organism: Phaethon lepturus (White-tailed tropicbird)
Lineage: Eukaryota; Metazoa; Chordata; Aves; Phaethontiformes; Phaethontidae
Gene: NSMAF
Product: neutral sphingomyelinase (N-SMase) activation associated factor
Exons: 14
Molecular function (GO): protein binding
Source: RefSeq, a predicted model, not a curated record
UUGAUUCCAGAAUUUUAUGAAAGUGAUUCUAGUUUUCUAGUAAACAGUUUGAAAUUGGACUUAGGAAAAAGGCAGGGUGGAAAGAUGGUUGAAGAUGUAGAGCUUCCCCCUUGGGCAUCAGGUCCUGAUGACUUUCUUCAGAAGAGCCAAGAGGCUUUAGAAAGUCAGUAUGUAUCUGAACAUCUUCAUGAAUGGAUUGACAUAAUAUUUGGCUGCAAGCAGAGAGGAAGUGAAGCAGUUGCAGCUCACAAUGUGUUUCACCCAUUAACUUAUGAAGGAGGAGUAGAUUUAAACAGUAUUAUGGACCCCAAUGAAAAAGUAGCUCUGCUGACACAAAUCUUGGAGUUUGGACAGACGCCAAAGCAGUUGUUUACAGUUCCUCAUCCCCAAAGGAUAAUACCAAAGUUGAAAAGUUUGUCUCGAACAUCUAGUCACAGUGUUUCCAUAACUGAGUCUCCAGUUUCUCCAAAUGAAGAAUCAUUUGAAGAUUUGACAGAAGAAAGUAUAACACUUGCUUGGAACAAUAUUGCCAAACUCAAAUUAGAUGAGCAAUAUAAAAUUCACAAAGAGGCAAUUACUGGAAUAGCCGUGACUUGCAAUGGGUCUUCAGUUUUCACUACAUCCCAGGAUUCAACUUUGAAGAUGUUUUCCAAAGAAUCAAAAACAAUCCAGAGAAGUGUGUCCUUUUCAAACAUGGCUUUGUCAUCUUGUCUAAUCUUACCAGGAGAUACCACUGUCAUAAGUUCUUCAUGGGACAAUCAUAUAUAUUUUUAUUCAGUUGCAUUUGGAAGACAGCAAGACAUCUUAAUGGGACAUGAUGAUGCAGUCAGUAAGAUCUGUUGGCGUGAUGGGCGUUUAUAUUCUGCAUCUUGGGACUCUGCUGUGAAGGUGUGGCACUGUGUUCCUGGAGCGACCUUGAGCAAUAAAAAACACCACUUUGAACUGCUUGCAGAGUUAGAACACGAUGUUAGUGUAAAUACAAUCGACCUUAAUGCUGCAAAUACUAUACUAGCAUCUGGAACCAAGGAGGGUACCAUUAGUGUUUGGGACGUUACUACAGCAACAGUGUUGCACCAGUUGCCAUGUCAUUCUGGGACUGUGUUUGAUGCUGCUUUUAGUCCUGACAGCAGACAUCUACUCAGUGCAGGAGAGGACUGUUGUUUUAAAGUAAUAGAUGUACAAACUGGAAUGCUUAUAUCUUCAGUAACUGCUGAUGAGCCACAGAGGUGCUUCAAAUGGGAUGGAAAUACCAUCUUAUCGGGAAGUCAAUCUGGUGAAUUACUGAUUUGGGACCUUCUUGGAGGAAAAGUUAUUGAAAGAAUCAAAGGACAUAGAGGUGCUGUAAUGUCCAUGUGGAUGAAUGAACAGUGCACCAGUGUUAUUACAGGAGGGGAAGACAAACAAAUCAUGUUCUGGAAACUGCAAUACUAAGUGCCUUUCCCUCCAGACAUGUAAAUGAACUCUUCUUUUAAACCAAACCUUUUAAUGCUACUUAACUGUGUGCAAUGAUGGCUGCUGAAGUUCAACCGGAUAGGAAGCUUUGUUUAAGUACACCUUUCUAUGUUAUGGUGACUUCACUGAGAGCUCUUAACUUAACUUACAUAGUGUAUGCAUUUGUUUUGCAUGGACUGUCAUACUGAAAAUGCUUGUCUGAAAUGGUAUCUGAGAUGAAAUUAAAGACCUAU